AAAAAAAUUUGAGUAUAUAUACUUAAUUUAACUAUUUAAUUAAAAUGAAUAUAAAAAAAUAUAUCUUUUUCAUUUCAAUGAUGAAAAUGACAUGUUGAUAGUAUUUAAUGCAAUCUAAAUCUGCAGUUCUACUUACUACCGAAUUCAAUUAAAGCCUCUCUCUGUCUCUCUAUCUCAUUUCACCAUUAUUGUUUGUGAGAGAUUUGUUCAUCUUUUGACAUGGGAGGUGUUGAAGAACUUCAACUCAGCAUCAUUAGAGCAAAUGAAUCCAACAACAACCAGCCAAUAACUUGUUCUUCUCAUCAACACAGAAAACUUACAAUUUCAAUUCGAAUCGGAAUCUAUUCAUUCUUUGUUCUUUGUGGACAAGCAGUAGCAACCUUAUUAGGAAGAUUGUAUUAUGAAAAAGGUGGAAAGAGUAAAUGGAUGGCUACACUUGUUCAAUUAGUAGGAUUUCCUAUUUUUCUUCCUUACUAUUUCAUACCAAAUAAAAAUCAUAAGUUACUAGUUACCAAAACCAAAACAAAUAAGUUACUAGUUACCACAAUUUACUUUGUUCUUGGCCUACUCAUAGCAGCAAAUUGUUACCUUUACUCAGUUGGACUUAUGUACCUUCAAGUAUCAACUUACUCAAUCAUAUUAUCAUCUCAAUUAGCUUUCAAUGCUUUCUUCUCAUUCUUUCUCAACUCACAAAAAUUCACUCCUUACAUAAUAAACUCCCUAGUACUUCUCACCAUCUCCUCUCUUUUGCUAGUUUUCGAACCCUGAAUCCAAGACUCUUCUUCUUCUUCUUCUAAAAUCUCAAAAGGGAAGUAUGCAAUUGGGUUUAUUUGCACAUUGGGUGCCUCAGCAGGGUCUGGUUUGAACCUAAACUUAACUCAAUUUUUCAUGAAAAAAGUUCUUAAAAAUGAGAGCUUUUCAGUUAUCAUUGAUGUUAUAGUGUUUCAAUCACUUGGGGCAACUAUUGUAACACUUGUGGGACUUUUUGCAAGUAGUGAGUGGUCAACUUUGAGGGAAGAAAUGAAUGAGUUUCAACUUGGGAAAGUUUCAUAUGUCAUGACAUUAUUAUGGAUCACUAUAACAUGGCAAAUUUACUUCAUUGGAGUAGUGGGUUUAGUACUAGAAGUCUCUUCACUCUUCUCUAAUGUCAUAAGUGUUUUGGGUUCACCUAUUGUCCCAAUUAUGGCUGUGUUUUUCUUCCAUGAAAAUAUGGAUGGGGUCAAAGCUAUGGCUAUGGUUUUGGCUAUUUGGGGUUUUGUUUCUUAUGCUUAUCAAAACUAUCUUGACAAUUGUAGUUCCAAGAAUGAUAAUCCAAUAAGGAAUGGUCAAACCAAUGUUACAUGCUAAUAUCGUGCCUAUUCAAGUUUAAAAUAGUUUGUUUUACUUGAGACAGCUUAAGUUUAAUUGGAUGGUCUCAUGUUGUUUUGUUUAAAUUUUCGGAGUAAUUAGACAUUUUGUUUUUAGUCACUCAUAUUCUAAUUUUGUAUGUUUUUAGCUAAGCAAUUAAUAACUUAUUUGGUUUUAGUUAACCUCUGUUCAUUUGACUUGUAAACAAAGUUUAAUUAUGUAAUUAUUUUAUGUACUAUUUUUUAUAAA
This is a messenger RNA of Cannabis sativa, 1596 nucleotides long. Its product is annotated as purine permease 21. Gene Ontology annotation, cellular component: membrane. Lineage: Eukaryota; Viridiplantae; Streptophyta; Magnoliopsida; Rosales; Cannabaceae. The record is from RefSeq and is a predicted model, not a curated record. Gene Ontology annotation, molecular function: purine nucleoside transmembrane transporter activity.